This is a messenger RNA of Ochotona curzoniae (black-lipped pika), 4183 nucleotides long. It is a transcript of the gene SHC1, whose product is annotated as SHC adaptor protein 1. Gene Ontology annotation, biological process: cell surface receptor protein tyrosine kinase signaling pathway; intracellular signal transduction. Gene Ontology annotation, molecular function: receptor tyrosine kinase binding. The record is from RefSeq and is a predicted model, not a curated record. NCBI's taxonomy places the organism in Eukaryota, Metazoa, Chordata, Mammalia, Lagomorpha, Ochotonidae. Gene Ontology annotation, cellular component: plasma membrane. The coding region runs from base 921 to 2675 and encodes 584 amino acids. The transcript is spliced from 12 exons.
UGAGGUGCCACGAGCAGAGAAAGGCUUGCCCAGCUCCUUGGCAGAUCCCUCCUGGGUUGGGCUUUAUUCCCUUCCCUUCAUGAGCUUUGCCCUUCCUCUUGGUCCCACUGUGCAUCCACUGGGACCAUUUGUUUUGUCAUUCCCCAGCUGGUGUAGCCGAAGAUGCUAAUGGCCCAGGCUCCCUGGGACCAUCAUCACCCCACUAUGCGUGGUAGUGAUGAGACACCAGUGGCCUGGGCUGGCCCAUGGUGGAAUUUGAGUGCUCAACCAGGACAGGAAGGGAAAUCUCCUCCCUUUUCCAUGGCCAGCUGCCUCGAUUUCCUCCCUCAUUCCCCCAGCCUUCCCCUGGCUUCCUGCAUCCUUUGGCCUGCCCAUGUCCGGUUUGGAUUGAUCCAGACCUUCUCUUAUCUCCCUCCUUUUCUUCCUCCUGCAUCCUUUCCUCCCAGCUCCCACCACUUCCUCCCCUCUCCACUGGUUGGUUGGUUAGGGUAGGGGAGAGGGGCAGGAGAGCUCUACCCUCUUAUCCUGGCUCGGAGUUCUGGGUUGGGGCGGUGGCAGGAGGGGCUGGAGGGGGGAGCUCAGCCCCUUGGAGCCUGUGAGUCAGCACUGCUCUCAGGAUUGGUCUGGCCGCUCAGCUCCACGCCCUUGGGGAGGAGCCAGGCAGCCCUGGGUCCAGCCAGGUCCUUCUCUGCCAGAGAAGAGGCUCCACGCUGGGCUGGGCGGGGAUGGGGCCCGAAACUGUCCAGGGCUGAGCUGGGGGAGCAGAAACUACUUGUCCCUCUCCCUCCCCAGGACCCCCUGUCGCUCCUGGGCCACCGAGGUCCCUUGGGCUAAAGGCUUGGGGAUGCCCCCUGCCUGGCCCCCUUGCCCCAGCUGGCAGGGGGGCCGGGCCGGGCAGCAGCCCUGCUCUUAUCCCAGCCAUGGAUCUCUUGCCCCCCAAGCCCAAGUACAACCCACUUCGGAAUGAGUCUGUGUCCUCGCUGGAAGAGGGGGCUUCAGGGUCGACGCCUCCGGAGGAGCUGCCAUCCCCCUCUGCCUCCUCCCUGGGGCCCAUCUUGCCUCCCCUGCCCGGUGACGACAGCCCCACCACCCUGUGCUCCUUCUUUCCCCGGAUGAGCACCCUGAAGCUGGCCAACCCAGUUGGGGGACGCCUGGGAUCCAAAGGGGAGCCAGGCAGGGCGGCAGCUGAGGACAGGGAGGGGCUUGCAGGGGCAGCCAUGCCGGACUCAGGCCCCCUGCCCCUCCUCCAGGACAUGAACAAGCUGAGUGGAGGCGGCGGGCGCAGAACUCGGGUGGAAGGGGGCCAGCUGGGGGGCGAGGAGUGGACCCGCCACGGGAGCUUUGUCAAUAAGCCCACGCGGGGCUGGCUGCAUCCCAACGACAAAGUCAUGGGACCUGGGGUUUCCUACCUGGUUCGGUACAUGGGUUGUGUGGAGGUCCUGCAGUCCAUGCGUGCUCUGGACUUCAACACCCGGACCCAGGUCACCAGGGAAGCCAUCAGUCUGGUGUGUGAGGCUGUGCCAGGUGCUAAGGGAGCCACCCGGAGGAGGAAGCCCUGUGGUCGCCCACUCAGUUCCAUCCUGGGCAGGAGUAACCUGAAAUUUGCCGGAAUGCCAAUCACCCUCACUGUCUCUACCAGCAGCCUCAACCUCAUGGCCGCCGACUGCAAACAGAUCAUUGCCAACCAUCACAUGCAAUCUAUCUCAUUUGCAUCUGGCGGGGAUCCGGACACAGCCGAGUAUGUCGCCUAUGUUGCCAAAGACCCUGUGAAUCAGAGAGCCUGUCACAUCCUGGAGUGUCCUGAAGGGCUUGCCCAGGAUGUCAUCAGCACCAUUGGCCAGGCCUUCGAGUUACGCUUCAAACAAUACCUCAGGAACCCACCCAAGCUGGUCACCCCCCAUGACAGAAUGGCUGGCUUUGAUGGAUCGGCUUGGGAUGAAGAGGAGGAAGAGCUCCCUGACCAUCAGUACUAUAAUGACUUCCCGGGGAAAGAACCCCCUCUUGGGGGGGUGGUAGACAUGAGGCUUCGAGAUGGAGCCGUCCCCGGGGCUGCCCGACCCACCCCACCCAAUGCCCAGACCCCCAGCCACUUGGGAGCCACUCUGCCUGUAGGGCAGCCUGUCGGAGGAGAGCCGGAAGGCCGCAAACAGAUGCCGCCUCAACCAGCUUGCCCAGGUAGAGAGCUCUUUGAUGAUCCCUCCUAUGUCAACGUCCAGAACCUAGACAAGGCCCGGCAAGCAGCAGGAGGGGCUGUGCCCCCCAACACCACCACCAAUGGCAGUGCACCCCGAGACCUGUUUGACAUGAAGCCCUUUGAAGAUGCACUUCGGGUACCUCCGCCUCCCCAGUCACUGUCCAUGGCUGAGCAGCUGCAACGAGAGCCCUGGUUCCAUGGCAAGCUGAACCGGCGGGAGGCCGAGGCGCUGCUGCAGCUCAAUGGGGACUUCCUGGUGCGGGAGAGCACUACCACUCCUGGCCAGUAUGUGCUGACUGGCCUACAGAGUGGGCAGCCCAAGCACCUGCUGCUGGUGGACCCUGAGGGUGUGGUUCGGACGAAGGACCACCGCUUUGAGAGCGUCAGUCACCUCAUCAGCUACCACAUGGACAAUCACUUGCCCAUCAUCUCUGCAGGCAGCGAACUGUGUCUUCAGCAGCCAGUGGAGCGGAAACCAUGACCUGGCACCCCACCUCACCCCGGGGCUGUCUUGCAAAAGAUGCCCUCAGGCUCCUCCCGUCCUAGACCCUCAUUCUCAGGACCUGGAGUGGAAGCUGCGAGUCGUGUGGACCCUGGGGUUAGCGUUCAGCUGAGAGUGGGCAGGAGGAUUUGAGUCAGGAGCCUGGGGUAGAAUCCUGCUUCUCCCCAAACCUCACCAAAGUAUUAAUGUGCAGAGUGGCCCCCCUACCUGGGCCUUGCCUGUGCCAACCUGAUGCCCCCUGCCGUCAAGAAGGGAGGCACGCAUAACGGAAGUGUCCCCAAUGAUAGGCCCAGUGGAGCAAUUGCCCUUUUGGGGAAGGGGGAACAUCACACCUCGGGUCUACUACCCCCUGGGCUUCAGGGGACCAUAGACCACCCUCAGCAACCUCCCUCCCCCACCCCAAUGUUUCAACUUUGUGCCUUUGACCAUCUCCUAGGUCUGAAGAUAUUUUAUGCAAAGAGUUCAAGGACAGGGGUGCUGACAUCUGCUGGGGCCCUGUCCUGGCUCAGCACUUACUCCAGUUUGGCUUGGGAGAACAGGGCAGCAGUGGCAGCUGCCUACUGUCCCUGGGGGUGUAUGCAACCCCAUAAGACUGCCCCAGAGCCCCCCUCCCGGCCAGAGGGGAGAUGGACCCCCUCCCUUGCUCAGUGCCUCCUGGCCAGGACCCCCUCUCCCCAAGGGGUCUGUAUAUACAUUUCGGAAGUCCUGCCCUGCCCCGCCCCGCCCCUCCCAUGUUGCAUGCCUAUUAUUCUCUACAGCCAAAGUGUAGCCCUUCUUCAAGAAGCCCAGCCCUGCCUCUCCCUCCUGGGGUGUGAACUGGAGCCUCCAGUACAGUUAACCCUCCCCAGAGGAUUCUGUGGAGGCGCGGGAACAAGGGCCUUGAGAGGAAAGCAUCAGACAAUCUCCAAGUUGCCAUCUGUCGAUUUGGACCCGUGCUCAUUUUUCACUCGGUGUGCACAGAUUUUUAUGGCUGUAGGUUUACUUUCUUAGUUUUGUUUUCCAUGGCUUUGUUCUUGAGCACAAAAACGAUGACGAUCAAUUACAUUUACACAUCACCUCUCCGACUCUUUCACGGCCUCUUACCAUCAUUUUCCUCAGCUGGGCCUAAGAACUAACUAGGACCACUGGUAACAUUAUCUUGUUUUAUUUUUUGUUUUGUUUUAAUGAAAGAGACCUGAGGCAGAAAUGGCUUUCCAGCUGACUAGGAAAGUUUUGGAUCUCUUGCCCUCAGCCUGGGGGACAGGAGUUUGGCCUAGACUGUUGACUGUUGGUUUCACAAAGGGGAAACUUAAAACCUGCAGGUGCACCCCGCCUCCCCUACCAUCUAAGGAGGGGCCCUGUGCUACCUGUGGCUAGUCCUGCUGCCUACUAAGGGAGGGGGUGACAGUUUUGAUCCCAGCCACCUCCUGUUGUCGCGUUUGGACGUUCUCACGGGUCUCACUUAUACCAAAGGGAAAUAAUCUUCAUUAAAGUCCAUAUUUCUUCUA